Molecule: messenger RNA, 1371 nt
Organism: Argiope bruennichi
Lineage: Eukaryota; Metazoa; Arthropoda; Arachnida; Araneae; Araneidae
Gene: Las
Product: lipoyl synthase, mitochondrial-like
Exons: 11
Coding region: 22-1248 (408 amino acids)
Biological process (GO): lipoate biosynthetic process
Cellular component (GO): mitochondrion
Molecular function (GO): 4 iron, 4 sulfur cluster binding; lipoate synthase activity
Source: RefSeq, a predicted model, not a curated record
GAAUCUCAGACUGGUCACUAGAUGGCACUGCUGUUGUUGAAAAUGGCGGCCCGUCGAUUGCCAUUCGUUGUUGUUCCUAGUGUUAGAAGUAAACAAAGUAACAAAUUUUAUGAUGUUAAUUUGUAUAGAUUUUAUUCGUUAAGUUAUUGCAAAUUAAGGUAUGAAUCAAAACUCAGGAGUAGAAAUAAUUAUCAGCUGUCAUUCCGAGAGAGUAGCUCAAAGAAAAUUGCUUCAGGACCUGAUCUACAAGAUUUCAUAGCUGGUGUUGUACCUCGAGGGUCUACCUAUGAAGAUUAUCAGGGUGAACUUGUUCGCAAUAUUGAUGAUAGAAAGAGCCGACUGAGAUUGCCACCUUGGUUGAAAACUAAAAUUCCAGUUGGUGAAAAUUAUCACAAGCUGAAAGAAACUCUUAGAAGUUUGAACCUACAUACAGUGUGUGAAGAAGCCAGGUGUCCUAAUAUUGGUGAAUGCUGGGGUGGAGGAGAGUAUGGAACAGCAACAGCUACUAUUAUGCUAUUAGGUGAUACCUGCACCCGCAAUUGUCGCUUUUGUUCUGUAAAGACUUCUAGAACCCCUCCACCUCCGGAUCCUAAUGAACCAAAAAAUACUGCACAAGCUAUAGCAGAUUGGAAUCUAGAUUAUGUUGUUUUGACUUCUGUUGAUAGAGAUGAUAUUCCUGAUGGUGGUGCUAGUCAUAUUGCAAGUACUGUGAUUGAAUUAAAACAAAGAAAGCCAUCAAUACUAGUUGAAUGUCUUACACCAGACUUUGCUGGAGAUUUAUUAGCUGUUGAAAAGGUAGCUUUAUCUGGCCUUGAUGUCUAUGCUCAUAAUAUUGAGACUGUAAGAGAAUAUCAAAGUCAUGUUCGAGAUCGAAGAGCCAAUUAUGAUCAGUCAAUCAAUGUGCUUAAGCAUGCAAAAAAAGUGAGACCAGAAAAUAUAACCAAAACAUCUAUAAUGCUUGGUUUUGGGGAAACUGAUGAUAUGGUAAAGGCAACAAUGGAAGAUCUCAGAGUAGCUGAUGUUGAUUGUCUUACUAUUGGACAGUAUAUGCAACCUACUAAAACUCGUUUGAAGGUGACAGAAUAUGUAACUCCAGAAAAAUAUAAAUUUUGGGAAGAAUAUGGAAAUAAAAUAGGAUUUCAGUACACUGCUAGUGGACCUUUAGUGAGAUCUUCUUAUAAAGCUGGUGAAUUUUACCUGAGAAAUCUUGUGCAGCGAAGACUUUCACACACACUUCAAGACAAAUGAAUAAUUAAAUGUUAUAAUUCUUAGUUACAUGAGCAUUUAUUUAUUUUUAAAAAAUUAUGUAGAUUAAAAAUUGAUUUUUUCAAAAAAAAUAUUUUUUUAAUAAAAUUGUUUAAAAUGAAAUAA